AGAUAUAUGAUGCUCAAAUAAAUAAACAGAUAAUAAUAGACGGAACAAAUAUGUUAGUUUGAGAACUCCUGUGAUCUACAUCAGCCAUUUCAGUUUGUAUAAAAACCUGAAAAACCUGCUUUGGUUCUAGUGCCGAGGUAUUUAAAUAAUGUAUAUUUACAGACACCUCACAAGCUGCCUCUCUAGACCACAUUUGCACAUUUCUGUUGAUCUUUGUGUCAUCUGACUACUUAACAUAACAGCAAAACAUAACCGCUGACAAAAGGAUCUUCCUCUCUAUUUCAGUAGAGAUAAGACAAGGGGAAUGCUUAUUUUCUCCUUUGAAAACCUGUGAGGAAAUCUUAAGACUUAUAGAAUUUGCUCGAGUCACUGUGGAUUAUUAUUGGUGAAUUAUCUUUUUUUAUUGUAGCUCUUGUAUCUCUGGUUUUAAUUUACUGCUGCAUAACUACAUAUUUUUUUAAUGGAGGGUCAUGGCAAACAGAUUGGGGGCUUGGCACUGGUCAUGAUGGGGGUUUUGGGAGUGUGUUUAGUGUGUGGACUGCCAAUGUGGCGCGAGACAUCUUUUGUGGGAGCAAAUGUUGUGACUGCACAAUCGGUUUGGGACGGUCUGUGGUUACACUGUGUCUUUCAGGCCACAGGUCAGAUGCAGUGCAAGAGACACACAACAUCCAUCACUAUGACCCCUGACAUCCAGGCUGGGCGUGCCCUCACAUUGCUCUCCAUCAUCGCCGGCCUCCUGGGCUUCAUUGUCACCCUCAUCGGAGGAGGCGUAGCCAACUGUAGUGACGAUCCACCUGAGCCCUUAGAGCCUCCGACCACCUCUUCCUCAAGAAAGAAGGCAUCUCUGCUGGGUGGAGCUCUGUGUGUCCUAGCCGGCAUCCUGUGUCUGGUUUCAGUCAGUUGGUCAGCAGCAGCAACCAUCUCACUCUACAACGAUCCCUUGGUGGUUGCGGCCCUGAAGAGAGAGGUGGGCUCCUCCAUCUACAUAGGCUGGGCCUCCUCUCUGCUGCUCCUGCUCGGCGGUGUUCUGAUGUGUAUCGUCUGUGGGGAGAAGGAGAGAUCACAAUCUUCGAACUACUCCUACACGCCAUACAACAUCAACACAUUCAGUGACGGCUCAUCCCGUAUGGGCGGUCUGAGGUCUGAUUUCAUAAGAUCAGACAGCCCCAGGAGGUUUGAUCGUCACACGUCAAGUUGGACGGGCAUGUACUCCAAGCAUCCCUGAAUAGAGCUCAGAGUGGGGUUGGGAGGUGUAAUCAGCCUCAGGCAGGGGAGGAUCUGGAAAAAUGUUCAUGGGGUGGCAGGAGGGUGGCAUGGAGCCUUAAGGGGGGGAAGAAAUAUAUGUUGAUUUAACUGCAAACAAUCAAAUAUAUCAAUAUUUGCUUGGACUCACUUUUACCUCACAAUUUUUACAUUAUUGUGGAACAUUAGAGAAGCAUUGAAUAGACACAUGUAAAGGUGGUAAAGGUUGUUUUAAUUUCAAGUCUUCCAAAAUAUAUUUUUCCUAAUACAUGUAAUUUUUCAUUUAAUUUAAACCUGUUACUUAAGUCUGACAUUUUGCCACAACCGAUAAUUAAAUUAAAUGUAUCACUUUCUUUUUUUUUUUUUUCAAGUUAUUUUUUAAAAUCAAUCUAAAUGAAUGUGUGAAAUUUGACUGCAUUUGACACCAAACUGGGGUGGCCGGGCAUUUUUUAGAGGUGGCACCCCUCAAGACCCGCCCUUGGCCUUAAGGGACACAACACAACCAGGAGACUUUGGGAAGUAAGCUAACCCGUAAUCUGUCAAACAGAUCAGGGACACCAGACAAGGGUGAAAGGCUUAUUCAUGGGGAUGAAGCCAAAUCUGGUGUGUGACGAUUGCAGCAGAGCCACAACUGUGCCAAGGGAAUGUUAUUACAGUGUGUCCUAAAUCUGGUUGGUUGGAUCUGCACUGAUCAUUGUUCUUUACUGAGGGUGACUGAACACAGGAAUUACAUAGAUGUUAACAGUGAGUUUCUGUCAUUGUCAUUUCUGCUUAUGUCAGAUCAAUAAAGUUUGACAUCAUUGUUAUUAUUAUUCAAGAUACCUGGCUUUACAGGCUGCCAGUGGAUUAGUCAUUAAAAGCUCAUGCUGUACAGCCAAAUAUUGUAAUGUUAUAGACCAACUAAACCCAAUUUAAAUAAAUAAUAAUAAUAAUGGUAGUGGCAUUUUUUAUUUAAUGAUUAAAAAAAACUGCACUUCCCUUUAUAUGCAGGACUGAGGAAAAGUUAUUCAAAUUAUCAUCAUUUAGAGAAACUCCACUUUAAUACAAUGACUGAUCUGAAUGAAGGUCCACUACAUCUUUCUGGUGCCACAAAGUGCCACAACAUUAACAAAGUGCUAAUGUUUCAGAUUUGUGUUCAAGGACACGUUUGCCUGUUCAGUGAAUACCUGCUGCAUCCCUGCAGUCAUGUGUGCAUUCAAACACCUACUGUUCAUGCCAUUACACUCUGAGUGCCGCUAGUAUCGAUUGGCACUGUGAUCACUCUGGAGGUGAUGUGCUUUUCUGGGAACCAUUUCAAAGCUUUUGAUCUUUGCCAAUCAGAAGAGUACCAUUUAUAUUCACUGUGAAUGACUGUCACAUAUUUCCGUGAUACUGUAAGAAGUUAGAUUUCUCAAGAGGAACUGCUUUACUCACUCACACACUCUCUCUCUCCUUUAGACUGAUUUAUAUAUUUUGAUAUAUUUUGUCAUACAUACUAUACUAUAGUUAUUAUGUAUUAUAUAUGCUGUACUAUUCUAUAUGUUUUUACUACUACUAAAUCUCACGUUAUAUUGUAUAUUCCAUACUUUUUUAUACUGUACUGCGGGGGUCUCCGAACUUUUUGAGAGUGUGGGCUAUCUAGAGGGAGAAAAUAGAAUAACAUGGCGUUGUUAGCCAAUAUGACUUGAAAUUAUAAUUGCAGGUGUCAAAGUUAUGUUUUCUUUGUUUGUGAUAUUAACACUGAGGGAUCUUAUGGGAAAUUUACACAAGAUAAACCAAUUAAAUGAUAGGUAAUGAAAAUCUAAAAGUGCAACUCAGAGAAAAAGAAAAGAAAAAGCAGAAUGCAGAAGGGCAGAACAGAGAAGCAUGGUUUCAACUCAUGUUGUAAAGGCUAAUCUCAAUACACUUUUUAAAUUAAUCAUUUUUAUUUCAACUAUAUUUCUAUAUUAAUACAGACAAACACUGAGUAUCAUUACCCAUCAUAUUACUUAUUAUUGUGGUGUAUGCUCUUUACCACCAGACUAAUCACAUAAUUUUGUCUUUAAAUGCUCUUGUAUAAUUUCUAUUUUUUCCUCAAUUCUUAUUUAUGUUUUAUCUCCUAUUAUUUUUUUUGCUUUUUUUAUAUCUCUUGUAUUCUUUUCCCUACUGAGUAUCAAUCAAGGCUUGUUGUAUCUUAAAAUAAAGUAGAAACUGAGAUUGCUACACUGACA
This is a messenger RNA of Dicentrarchus labrax (European seabass), 3431 nucleotides long. Its product is annotated as claudin-4-like. Bases 461 to 1225 code for a protein of 254 amino acids. Gene Ontology annotation, cellular component: bicellular tight junction; plasma membrane. Gene Ontology annotation, biological process: bicellular tight junction assembly; cell adhesion. NCBI's taxonomy places the organism in Eukaryota, Metazoa, Chordata, Actinopteri, Moronidae. Gene Ontology annotation, molecular function: structural molecule activity. The record is from RefSeq and is a predicted model, not a curated record. The transcript is spliced from 3 exons.